Xenopus laevis (African clawed frog) is the source of this 11612-nucleotide messenger RNA. RefSeq names its product kelch like family member 15 L homeolog (gene klhl15.L). Gene Ontology annotation, cellular component: Cul3-RING ubiquitin ligase complex; nucleus. The transcript has 3 exons. NCBI's taxonomy places the organism in Eukaryota, Metazoa, Chordata, Amphibia, Anura, Pipidae. Gene Ontology annotation, biological process: nuclear protein quality control by the ubiquitin-proteasome system; protein ubiquitination. The record is from RefSeq and is a predicted model, not a curated record. Bases 278 to 2092 code for a protein of 604 amino acids.
AUCUCAAGCGCUAGCAAAAUCUAUUAGGACGCCACUUCCUGCCUGUGGGGGUGGGGCCGGAAGUUGGCCUGAUAUUCCCAUCUUGCAAAGUGCUGCUUUAGGUAUAGUCUGAGGGAAACAACGCGGCCGCCGGAGAGGUAAUGGUGAGGUUACAUGGAUGCGGAGAAUAGUCACGAGGGCGGCUGAGACGCCUUGAAGACAAAGGGCCGGAUGGUACAUUACGGAUCUCUGCAGGGCCUGCUGGUUGCUCCUCAGUGCCACUUCUGCACGGUAAUUCAUGGCUGGGGACGUGGAAGGGUACUCUUCCUCAAUCCACGACACCAGUGUCUGUGCUGGCUUCAGGGCGCUGUAUGAAGAAUGCCUUUUGGUUGAUGUCACUCUCGUCAUAGAAGAUCAUCAGUUCCAAGCACACAAGGCUUUGCUGGCGACACAGAGUGACUAUUUCCGUAUUAUGUUUACCGCUGACAUGCGUGAGCGUGACCAGGACAAAAUCUACUUGAAAGGUUUAACUGCAACUGGUUUCAGCCAUGUGCUUCAGUUCAUGUAUUAUGGGAAUAUUGACCUUAGCAUGGCUACAGUUCACGAGAUCCUGCAAGCUGCUAUGUACGUGCAACUGACUGAAGUAGUGAAAUUCUGUUGCUCUUUUCUCAUGGCUAAAAUCUGCCUGGACAACUGUGCUGAGAUCAUGAGGCUACUGGAUGAUUUCAGUGUCGACGUAGAGGGUGUCAGGGAAAAGUUGGACUCCUUCUUGCUAGAGAACUUUGUACCACUCAUGUCCAGGCCUGAAUUCCUGUCUUAUUUGAGCUUUGAGAAGCUUAAGAGCUACUUGGAUAAUGACCGCCUAAGCAGGUUUCCUGAGAUAGAGCUAUAUGAAGCUGUUCAGGCCUGGCUGCGGCAUGAUAGGAGACGCUGGAGGCACACUGAUACCAUUAUUCAGAACAUCAGGUUUUGUUUGAUGACACCAGCUAAUGUCUAUGAGAAGGUGAAAACAUCUGAAUUCUAUCGGUAUUCGCGGCAACUGAGACAUGAGGUAGAGCAAGCCCUAAACUACUUCCAUAACGUCAGCGAGCAGCCUCUGAUGGAAAUGAAAUCAAACCAUAUCCGUUCAGCAAAGCCCCAGACUGCAGUAUUCCGGGGAAUGAUUGGACACAGCAUGGUUAAUAGCAAGAUCCUUCUUCUUCAUAAGCCUCGUGUGUGGUGGGAGCUGGAAGGUCCCCUCGUUCCUCUCCGUCCAGAUUGCCUUGCCAUAGUUAAUAAUUUUGUCUUCUUGCUGGGUGGAGAGGAACUCGGGCCUGAUGGUGAAUUUCAUGCAUCUUCUAAAGUAUUCAGAUAUGAUCCACGUCAAAACAGCUGGCUGCGAAUGGCAGACAUGUCUGUACCACGGUCAGAAUUUGCCGUCGGAGUCAUUGGUAGAUAUGUUUAUGCUGUGGCUGGAAGGACGCGGGAUGAAACCUUUUACUCCACAGAGCGUUAUGAUAUCAUAGAAAAUAAAUGGGAGUUUGUGGACCCUUACCCUGUCAACAAAUAUGGCCACGAGGGGACUGUUCUUAAUAAUAAAUUGUUCAUCACAGGGGGCAUUACCUCCUCCUCGACUUCCAAGCAGGUGUGUGUGUUUGACCCAAGCAAAGAGGGUACCGUGGAACAAAGAACCAGAAGAACACAGGUUCUAACAAACUGCUGGGAAAAUAAGUGCAAAAUGAAUUACGCUAGAUGUUUCCACAAGAUGAUUUCUUACAAUGGGAAACUCUAUGUCUUUGGUGGAGUCUGUGUUAUUUUAAGGGCUUCAUUUGAAUCGCAGGGCUGCCCCUCUACAGAAGUUUAUGAUCCUGAUAUGGAUCAGUGGACUAUUUUGGCGUCCAUGCCAAUAGGUAGGAGUGGUCACGGAGUAGCUGUGCUAGACAAUGAAAUCAUAGUGCUCGGUGGCCUCUGUUACAAUGGUCAUUAUAGUGAUUCCAUCUUAACCUUUGAUCCGGAGGAGAACAAAUGGAAAGAGGACGAGUAUCCCAGAAUGCCUUGCAAGCUGGAUGGUUUACAAGUAUGCAGCCUGCAUUUUCCAGAAUACGUUUUAGAGCAUGUGAAACGUUGCACAUAAAAAUAAGCAACUCUUGUUUUUAGAAUUUUUUUUAAUGUCUUAAGCAACUCUAUUCCCAUAGCUAAAGGCAGGUUCUCAUGGCAAUGACUAGUUGUUUUUCUUUGUUCUUUGAAAGCAUUAUAUGAAUCAGGAGGCCCAUUGUGAACUUGGCAGACUUCGGGGGGGGGUCCUUGCCAGGUUUUUUAUUUAAAUAUAUUUGGUCCAUUUUACAAUCUCUUGUCUGCAAGUGAAUCCACAGUUUCUCUCCUUGUAUACAGAUUAAAAAGCAAAUGUAAAAUGAAAAUAAUUUGGAAUGAGGUUGGAUGAUUAUCUUUUUUUAUUGUGUCAGGAUGGGAAGACAAUAUGUAAUUUCCAGUAUAUCCUGACUGUUUCACAUGCAAGUCCACAUUUAAUGAUAUUUACUUACAUACAGCAGAUGGAUUUUUCUCAUAAAAUUAUAUAAUUUCUUGCCAGACCCUGCAUAAUGUAAAGCCUACUAAUCCCUUCUAUCCCCUAUCUAAGAAACUAUGUAUGCUGCGUAGCUCUUCUGUUUUAUAUCCAUUAUUUAUUACUAUUGGUGCUAGGUCCCUGCAAAUCUGCCUGAUUUUUUUUUUAAUCCCCUUUAAUUUAUUAUGUAUUUUAUUGCACAUGGGCAGUGUUUGCAGUUGCAAUAUGUGUUAUUUGGGUAUUUCGAUUGAUAUUUACAUUUUUAGUAUAGUCUAGACAGUUCUAUUCCGAAACAAUUUGAAUUUGGUUGUAUUAACUGGUUGCUAGGGUCCAAUUUACCAUAGCAACCAGGCAGGCUUUUGAAUGAGAUGCUGAAAUAAGUAUAAGGGUCUGAACAGAAAAACACGUUUAAUCAAAACGAACAGUAAUAAAAUUAUAGUCCAUUGUUGUUUUUUUUUUUUUUUUUUUUUUGGCUGCUGGGGUUGCAAAACAUAUGUCCUAUAGCAUAUUAAAAGUUGGUUUUAGAUGAACUACAACUGCAGCAGAUUGUACCGGAACAGACAGGAGGAAUGAUGGGAGAAUCUCCAGGAUCUAUCGGUUUCUUGUGUAAAUCUAUUUUGAGAUAAAAUCUGUUGUGAAGCCCCUCUUGCUAUGUUGUUUGUGAUGGCAUACUUGAUUUGGCUACCUUGCACCAUAGGGCUACUGGGCAUAUCUGAAGACACUUCCUACCUCUCCUUUUUCAUUUGGAUUUUAUGUUAUAUAAAGGUCUGCAAAUUUUACUUAAAGAAAAGUGACCUAUGUACAAAGGUGCAUAAACAUUAUUUAAACUGACAAAAAUGUAAAUGUUUUUUUUCUGCACAGGCAUGCACGAUUGCUCAGUUCAUACGGAAGCCAUGAUGGUCUACCUUUAACUAAUAGAACCAAUUUUACAAUCCUCCCCUCAAAUCAGCAUACUCAAAGACCGCACCAGCCAUAAAAUUCUUUGGUUAAAAUGCCUUUAUUAGGACAUGGGUUCUGACCCGAAAAUUCAGCAACGUUUCAGACUGCCAUGAGUCUUUUAGAAAGUUAAAGUUAUUAUUUGCAGGGGGAUGGAUUUUUUCUAAUAUCAUUGUGACCAAACAUAAUGAAUUCUUUCUGCUGUAAAUAUGGCAAUGUAAUCCCCUUCAAUAUCAAUAAAUCUGCCCCUUAGGUUCCAGCUAAAUUCAAAUCCUGCAAAAAGUGCUGCGAUUUGGCUAAAUCUUGAAUUUAUGUUAUUUGUUCUUUUAAACAAGUUUGGUGUCAGGGAAAAAAACAUCUAUUCCCUUUUCAAGGUUAGUUGAAUGAUAAACAUUCACUGGUACCCAUGCGUGCUGCAUACAGAUUUAAUGGAAUGGGCUAAUUGACACAAGUGAUAUAGGAUAUAAUGUACCCCCACUGUAAAAUUAUAUGGAUAUUAGAAGUCACUGAAGAAUUCAUGUACCAAAUAAAGGCUUUCCUAUGGGUCAUGGAACUCCAAAGUAACAUUUUAUAGUUUCCUAUUUUAUAACAGUGGGUACAUUACUGUAUAUUAGCAUAAAUACAUCAAUCACGUCACACUAGUGACUACACAAAGCAAUGAUUAUAACUGAUGACAUCACUAAGCACUGAUUGAUAAGUAUAUAGCUGAAGGGUUAAUCAUGGCUCGUUUGUGACUUCUAUACACUUGUUUAGUAAAGCAUCGGAUAGCGAAAGCCCCAUGGAGUCUCUGUUGCAAAAGAAACCUCACCAUAAAUUUCUAAUAAAACGAAUUUCAUAUUUGUAAAAAUUCAAGUCCAAUUUAUUUGAAUGCAAUCUAUACUAUUUGUUUUUUGUAAAUACCAUUAUAGGGAAAGAGCCCAGAAUAAGCAGAGAUACAGCAGCAUGCAGUCUUCUCUAUUACUAUUGUCGGCUAAUGCCUACGUGUGUUAACACAUGAAACGCGUUAGGAGGAGAAAUGUUGGGGAAAUAAAGUUACUUUUUAAUCCACCCCUGGCCUCUGGUUUGUGAAAGUGCACGCAACAGUUUUGAAGGGAUUGUCGGCUAAUAAUGUCUAUUUAUCUCAGUAAGACAUAAAAGGGACGUUUCACUUGGAAAUGAAAUGGUCCUGCAAUAAUCUGCAUGCUGCAUUAGGUAAAAGUGUACACCUGGAAUCCAUUUAAUCUCUGUGAAAUUUAUAUACAUGAAAAAGGUUGCACUUUUUACAGAAUUAUUAGUAUAUAUUAUUAAAAGUGCAAACUUGGAACAAAUGCUUUCUUUUAAAGUGAUAUGACAUGUUGUAUAAAAGGCACCUUUAAUUGUGUUUCUGCCUCCAAUUGUGCACAAUCCCCCUCCCUUUAAAGCUUUGCCUAAACAUUGAUUUACACUGGGUAUUCUCUUCCCAACUGGCUCCUGUACUGGGACCUCCCUAUGAUCGUGGUUUUUCAAUUAGCAUUGUGCGGCUAUGGACAGAAUAAGCAGAACUGCAGGGAUGGGGAGAUGUGGCUCAUUGCCCAAUCCAUGGCCAAUUAAAGACAUCAGUAAGUGACAGUCAGAUUGGGAUUCUUUGGGGGGGGAAUAUGCAAGUGUCGGUAAGUACACAGUUCUUAAAGUGUCCAUUGUCAAAUUGUAAAAGUGUUGUAAGUACAACAAAUUCACAGAAGGUAUCAAAGUUUUAUAGAUUUGUCAGUGUUUACAAAUUUUAAAAAUUGUUAUAUAAAUGGUAAAUUGUGUUGUUACACCGUGAAAAUGUUUGUAUCAAAAAACUCUCUAUAUAGACUUAAUUGAUAUCCCACCCCCUCCCCCCAACAAUUUCAUUAUGGCGGGGACAAUUUGGCAGAAAAAUGUCAUGGGUAUGAUAAAUUCUCAAAAAUUGUGUACCUAUGACACAAAAUAUAGCAACUCCGACUUUUUACUUUUUUUUCUGUUAGGUAGAGGUGGAAAAUGACAGAGAAUUGUUCUGUGAAUUAGUCUACAUAUUUAUAAUACUUUUGUGUAUUCCCAUUUUUUAAAAAAUGGUAAAACCAUCCUAUUGGGUUAAUCUAAUGUUUAAAUGAUUUUUAGCAGACUUAUGGUUUAUUGAUCCAAAUGACAGAAAGUACCCUUAGGUGGAAAACCCCAGGUCCCGAGCAUUCUAUAUGAUGAAUUCUAAAACUUUUUAACAGAGACCAGUGAGCUUCAGCACAGAGCAGGGAGGACUUGGGGUUCUAACUUGAGGGCUGUUGGCUGUGAGAAUCAAGCGGGACUGGCAAUCAUUGGGUUCUAGCAAACGCUAGAGGGGCUGCUGUAAGAAGCCAUGGACUCUUACUAUUUAUUGGGUUGGCGGGGGGAUGUUUUGGGCCUCUGCGUACUUGAAAUGCCAGGGCCUAUUUGGAAUCCCAAGCCUGUUGGGAAGAGCUCAUCUGCCCGGUGUUAAACCCUCAAAGAACUUUCCCAGGCAGCAAUUGCUCUCCUGUUAUGUGUGUUCCAACUGCAGCCUCACAACAUUGUGUUUGUGAGUCUGAUUCAACCCUGCACAAAGAGUUUGUAUGCUCUCCCUGUGUCUGCAUUGCUUUCCUUUGGGUGCUCUGCUUUCUCUCUAAAUUCUAACAUCCAAAAAGCCAGGUUAUUUGGCCCCCGAUGCAACUGACAAUAGUUUGUGAAAAUGUUAAUUGGUAUGAUUUGUAUGUGUAUAAGUAUUUGUUAUUAUUGUAAUUACCAAUAGAAUGUUUUUGGUGCAAGUAUAAAAGACUGAACCUUUAUACACUUUUGCAACCCGUUCCUAUUCACAAAUCAUUUUCCACAGUCACCCAAAACCCUGUUUAUUGCUUCAUUUAUCUUGGUCUAUUAUCAAACAAUGCAGCGUUUCCCAUUGCAUACAAGGAGACAUUCCAUAUACGACCUGUACAAAGUGUGAUAGAGUUUACCACAGAAAAACUCACACUCUGUUCAUUCCUAUGGGAUUUUUAGAAUCAUAUUUAUCAAUUGGUAAAGCCAUUUUAUAAAUAUGAUUCUAAAAAUCCCUUAGGAAUGAACUGAGUGGGUGAAUUUUCUGUGGUGAGCUCUAACCUUCAAUACACAUUUUUAUAAAUCUGCCCCUUUGUGAUGACAUUAUAUUGAUACUUUUAUUAUCAAUAUUAACAGGUUUUCUAUGUGUGCUUUAUCUGAUAUAGAUUAAAUGGUUCUAUACUCUGGGAAGAUUGUGUGGUUGUAUUAGUCUUUCCUGUCUCCUGCAAGCACUUCCAGUGGCCAAGAUAAUAGACUAAAAGGUUAGACAGCUAGGACCACACAAUAUAUUCUUUAAUGUAAUAACGCUUUAAAUAAGUUUAACUGUGAGCUGAAGUUCUUUUUGUAGUUCGUAAGAAGGAGAAGUGUCUUAAAGGACAAGGAAAGUCCAAUAAACAUAAUUGAUCAUGUGAAAUAACUGACUAUAAGGUGUUCUUAAGUGCUCUUCAAUUACCUUAAGUCAUCAUCAUUAUUGUGCUGCAGAAGCUUUGUUGGAAAAAUAGCGCAGACUAGGGAAAUACCCAUAGGCCAGUUCUCUGUACCAAGACCGCAAUUCUGCGCAUUGUAAUCUAGAAGGCAACUGGAACAUGCGCACGAUUGUAACAAAUUACAUAGGUUGCACUCAGUUGCCAUAGCAAUGCGUUUUUUUUACAAAAGGAAGUGCGAUCUGCAGAGUUCAUUGCUUCAUUGUCUGCCUCGCUACUUGCCCGUAUUCGCUGCAGUACCACUAGACUACAGAAAAUAAUACCAUGAAUUAUGCAUUGUGGAUCAGCUGGCUGUAAAUGUGGCUCAUGUGCAGUGACAGAGCAUCUGCCAUCUUGACGACGAGGCACAAGGAACAUGGUGGCAGCAGCCACAGUGUAGGGGAAUAGUUUCCGAAGUGAAGGAGCCGCUAUUGAGGGAAACUAGUUCAGCAAUGGGUACAGCAAAGGGGUGUGCAUGAUAUGGGGAAUCUAUGAAAUAAAGGGUUUCCAUGUUCUUUAAAUGAUUUUCCAUUCUUAACCUGAAUUAGAUUCUAUAACUAUAAGUGGCUACAGUAAUAUAUAUAGGUAUAUACUCUAGCUGCUGGGCCUAUAUAUAACCAGCUCCCAGAGCUUGGCACAACCAAAAUAACUCUAUAUUAAGCUGUAGUCUUCUGCGUUCCUAUGUUGAUGUAGCGUGGCAGAGAAAAGUGGUCAACUCCAGCGCAGGAGCUCUGACUUAUCCAACUGUAGUGACCCAUUUCUAUAUAGCCAUCUCGUUUGCUGAUCCAAGCAAUGGAUGUGAAUUUGUGUACUUAUCCCAAAUGUGUGUAUGUGUGGCCAGCUUUACAAAUAAAUAGAUUUAGAGUAAUACAUCCAGAAAUAUCAGCACAGGCUAUGAUUACCUUUUGCUACCAAGGUUUGCCAUUGCAUUUGAACAGUGAAAUACGAAGUUCUGUAAAUAUAUAAGAUUUCAAAGGGACCAUUUUUAUGUUUUGUAGGGAACAGUGAAUCCAAGAUCCGGUUCCAGAAUCCUAGUAGUUUUUGCCAGAUUAAGAAUCCUCCAAAUAUUUUUUGGUGGCCUGUAUAUCAAAAUUUAAAUUUGUGCGUAUUUAUUAAGUUGAAAAAACUGAAACUCCGAUCUUAAAAACUUGAUCAACUAGAACUGUGAAAAAAAAACCCCUCAGACUCGGCAAUCUACUCCUUUUCAGUAAGUCUAGCAAUAGUGUUAGUUAUUUCUGGUGAGGUCUACAUUCAGAACUCUAACACUGAUUUGUGUAAUGUCCCGAGGAGGGAAUGGGGUGUCUGACCAAAUGUUGACAGUAGUUUGAAAGUGACAUGAUAAAAAGCCGUUGGAGGAUGCUGGGAUUUAGUGAUGUGUGGGUCAGGAAAAACUCAAUCUGCACUCGACCAUAACCCACAAAUCCUUAACCUGCACUCAACCCUAAGCCACAAAAUGUUGCCAUUGCAGGACUUGCACCCAAUCCAUACCCAUGUCAUCUUGUUCUGUACACUACUUCUGUGCCCGCCUCUGGUUCCAAAACAUGGAAUCUUCAGAAGCAGUGGAGGAGUGUACUUCCCCAGUCUGUCCCUCACCCAACCCUAACGUGCAAUGGGUGGCCAAAUUUCAACCUGAACCCAUACAUCACUACUGGGAUUAGUACUACACCAUCUACUCAUAUUGUAGAUGCAGAUAAUGAAUCUGAAUUUACUAUGUUAUAUGUAUUAAGAUAUUUUGUAGACAUUCACAGCUAAUUAUAUUGAGGGGUUUAUCAUUUCUUAAAGCGGACCUGUCACCUUCACAUAAAAAGUUGUAUAAUGAAAGUCCUUUACAAAAAAUGGAGCCCAAAUCUUCAUUAAAACAUCCAUACGUGUUAUAAUGAUAUUUAAAUAUCUGAGCUGUCAAUCAAAUAUUACCUGCCCCACCCCUAUGACCGAGGAAUAGAGGUGGGGCAGUCAAUUACUUUCAGUUUCCAUAUAGCACUUCCUACAUGUCACUGCUCUUGUCAUAUUCCCCCCUUCCUCCUCACGCUCUAUAAUUGUGUAUGGGCAAUAGGUCCCCCGUUUUGGUGCAUACAUAAGAUUUUGGGGUGAUAAUGUUUUAACAACAAAUUGCCACAAUAUGUCUCCUGCCUGCUUGAUGUGAUUGUGUAAUUCCAAGACUGAAGGAAACAAAUUCUAAAAAAUAAAGUGUUCAACUAAAAGGACAGUAAAGAAUUUGUAAUUAUAUCUUAGGUUGACAGGUCCCCUUUAAAGAUCCAUCUUUCAAAGGUUACUGCAUUUCCCUCGCUGGAUCAAAUCUGUUGUGGUGGUGGAAACGGUAGCAAUUGGUACAAAGCUAACCAUUUAAUUUUGCACCCUCCAUUCAUUGUAAAUACACCAUUCACGGACAUUGUCAUCAGCUGGAAAAGCUUUACACUAGAUCUUAUUGGUGCAGAAAUAAGUUGUAAGAGGCAGUUCUUCACAUUUACAGAUACAGCGGUAACACUAGCAAGGGACAAAAGUAAACUUGAUUACUAUCUACAGUAAUAUAUAAUAUCACUGGUGAUAUUGGUACGACCCUUACAACUCCAUCAACGGAAUAUGGGGGGGGAUGUAUAGUGAUUUCUCUGCCUUUUUUCCUGCAAACCUCAUAUUGCUACUGUGCAUUUAAAAAUACUUAAGACUCAUGUAUGAACAGAAAUUGAAGUGUUGCAGCAGGAUAAAUGAUGUGACCUUUUUGUAAAUCUGAUUGGAUAUGGUGUUCAUAUCAAAACUAUUGACUUAUCAAUGCAAAAUGAAUUCAGAAGCAUUAUGCACUAAUGAUUCUUGUAACUGUCACUACUGCAGAUCUAUACUUACCUCUGCCUCUUUUGCUUCAUUGGUUCUCAGGAGAGUGCUGGGUAUUUAAUAGGUACAUGUCUGAUGAAAUGCAAGAACUUGUAUACUUUGUACUAUUGAAUGCACAUAUACAGUAAUCUCAUGAAUACAAUUUGCUGUGUAGUAAUUCUGGCAAGCCAUUACUCCUCAAUCCCAGUGCUAUUCCGCAGGCUUUACAUAUCAAAGGUUGCCUUUUUAUGAGUAUUGGAAACGUUUUACACUGGUCUCAGUCUUGUCCAAUGUCUGAAUGCAGAUAUUUAGACGACUUUAACUGCUGACUUUAAUGACACCAUGUACAUUUGUGUAUAAAGACAAAUUGUAAAUAAAAUAUUUUUAAUCUUUAAUCAUGUGUACCCUUUCCUCUGAAUAUUUUUACAUCAGUGGUUAAUACCAUGGUACUUUGAAUAUAAACCCAUAUGCUACUGAUUGUGUGAUUACACACAAAAAGGCAGUUUAACCCCUUGUUCAACAGUGCUUGUGCUGAACAUACUUUUUCCUAUUGUGUUAAGCAAGAAAAAUAUACGUUCGCUCAUUUGGAUGAAGCCAUUCGGCGAAACGCGUCAGCGAUAGGACGAGAGUGUGGAAGCGGCAGCCGUUGACCCCACGAAACUACACUGGACUAAGGCGAAUGAAUCGGACGGUUCAGUUGCGCAAAGGAUUCGGAACAAUAGACCGGAAUGCCACAUUGGUUUUAAAGCAAUUUUAUUGGGGGAAUGCUUGUGAGUGCAAUUUUGAAUUGUUUAUUAAAUUUUUUAUAACGCUUCCACACGUUACUUCCUUUUUACCCACUAAAGUUUUAAGUAGAAUGAAAUCGGACUGAGACACUCAAAUUACAUAUGUCUGUAUCAACUUACUUCUUGUAAGUAUAAACACCUGCCAGACACACUAGGAUUGGAGUGUGGGCUUCUGUGCAACUAUAGACAUCACAGGUGUCAAAAUUUGGAUACUAUAGCUGAAACACCUCUAGCACCACUUAAGUUACGGACUUUUACACUGGUUAAAUUUUAAGUGCAUGAAUUUUAAGUACAAAUUAUUCACAUGCAGGUAUAUUGGAACAUAGCAAGUUCACUAAAAAUAUCGUAAUUUAUUUAGAAAUACUGCACUAUAUAUAUUUUAUCUGUUUUAUUCCCCCUCAAAACCUUUUGGUUUUUGAGGAAUACAGCAAUCUCUUGUGGAAAUUGUCUUUUUUUGAAGGUGGAGGAGAGCCCUGCUGAUUGCCUGAUAGGAGAAACACCUUUCGUUCUAGAGGAUUAACUACUUGACUAAGAAAAAUAUAUGUAUUUUGUGAUUUGUUGAGCUAAACAGGAUAAGUGAAGCUACACCAUGUUUCGUUCUUGCAGGAUACACCCUCCCGUUCCCCCCUUUGCUUUGAGUGUUCUGAUAGCAGGAGUCCAUUAUGCAGGGGGAUUAUCUGUAACGGAUAUCUAAUUUUAUAUAUAUAUAUAUAAAUAUAUAUAUAUAUGAAUAUAUAUCUCCAAAAAAACCACACUACUCAGGUCUUAUACCAAUUUAAAAUAAAGCGUUUUUAAUGGCACUAUUACUAUUUACUAUUGAAUGCACAUAUACAGUAAUCUCAUGAAUACAAUUUGCUGUGUAGUAAUUCUGCCAAGCCAUUACUCCUCAAUCCCAGUGCUAUUCCGCAGGCUUUACAUAUCAAAGGUUGCCUUUUUAUGAGUAUUGGAAACUUUUUACACUGGUCUCAGUCUUGUCCAAUGUCUGAAUGCAGAUAUUUAGACGACUUUAACUGCUGACUUUAAUGACACCAUGUACAUUUGUGUAUAAAGACAAAUUGUAAAUAAAAUAUUUUUAAUCUUUAA